Drosophila innubila is the source of this 4004-nucleotide messenger RNA. RefSeq names its product histone H3.v1. Gene Ontology annotation, biological process: negative regulation of centriole replication. Gene Ontology annotation, molecular function: microtubule binding. The record is from RefSeq and is a predicted model, not a curated record. NCBI's taxonomy places the organism in Eukaryota, Metazoa, Arthropoda, Insecta, Diptera, Drosophilidae.
UUUUAUAUGUAUGUAUAGGUGGGUGUGUGUUAGUGAGUGUUUGUCUUAGGCGUAUACUUUGCUGUGAGAGUGUGCGAGUGUAUGAGAUCAUCAUUAUAACAGCAGUUGCCGUCGCCUGCUGGUAUGCAAUACUUCUUCUAACGCUUUGCGCGCUCUUCCUUCUUCCUCCUUCCCACAGUUGCGGUCACAUUAAAAAAAAAAAAUCGAAUCUCGUUUGGUCUAUGACAAUACAAACGCACUUUCUUCGCAACGCAUUAAUCAGGUGCGUGUGCGUAUUGAGAGGAGAGAGAGAGAGUGAGUGAGGUAGAGAGAGGGAUAGAAAGAGUGAGCGGAACGCGUGUGUUUGUGUAUGUGUUAGUACGGUUGUUGCGUCUAAAAUUGAACAGAGAACAUAUUCAGAAAUAAAUCAGUAAACGCGCGUGUGUUUAUUUUGUAUUUUGAUAAUUUGGUUCGACAACAACAAAAGCAUUUCCCUAUGAUUGGCUCAUUCUGGAAUCUGUGCAGAGCGUGCCCAUCAAUGCCGGUAGACAAGCUCCACUCGGAGUACAGGAGCACUUAUCGUUGGCAUGAAUUUACGGGCAAUUCGAGGCCGGAGGUUGUGCGUCGGGCGCCAGCGCCAAAUCCAAGUCAAUUUGUUGGUCCAACAAAUGAGCCGCCAUUGCCACGUCGGAAAAAAUGCCCGGAAUUAGCAUAUAAAUCGCACGAGUUUAUUAUAGGAUCGGAAUAUACAGAUGCACGUCGAGAUGCCAGUGCGCAUCGUUCGGCGAGGUCGGAGGAACGAGGCACACCUUCGCGCCGUAGCAAAUCGGAAGGACCACCCGUUGUGCCCAAUGGACGAGCCUAUCCCGUUGCAACGGAGAUCGAUGGAGCUACAAGAAAACAGGCGGCUACUUUGCAUGAGCUGGAGCCUUUGGUUAGCGAUACGGAUGAUAGAAAAACACACGAGAAACAAGUACAUUUUGUGGAGCGCAAAAUUGCCACACGUCCGUUUUCGCAAACAAUCGAUCAGGAGCGUCUCAAUCACUUCAUUACGAAAAAGGAGAACUUUGGAUUUACCGCUACUGUCAAGGAUGAUUUCAGUCAUCAGGCAGCAUCAGCAACUGCUCCGGGUCAUGGUCCAGUGGUGGUCAUGAAUGGUACGGCACCGCCGCACUCGAAACCUAAUUUGGAUUUGUGGUUCAAGGAGAUGGUCGAGAUGCGCAAAAAGGCUGGUGAAUAUAAGUCUCGCGGCUGGGGCGUAGAAAUCGAUCCGGAAUUGUAUAAGAAACAAAGGGACUUAUGGGAUCAGGUUUCAAAGCGCAGCUCGCUCUCGGCACUGUCAUUGGCAUCUACAGUGCACAGACCCAUCACCAAGGAGGAGAAGGAGCAAGAGAAUAACAAAAAGUCGACGCCAUUUGAGAAGACGUCACAGACACAAAAGCCACGAGUUCCUGGCCAAGCCUAUUUGAUUGAUAAUAAGGAUGAGAUUUCAGCACUGCCAGCACGUUUUAAUAACAUACGCCAUCAUUUGGAGCGCACCACGGGUGCGGAUGUUGAGGAGGGCGCCCUGCUGCCAUCGCCAACGCGGGAGAAACUGAUGCCUGCAAUAACUAAACGUGAAUCCGAAUCUCAACGUGGCAGUCCCAAAAAGACAGCCCUAUCACGCCAUGGAUCGCCUCAAAAGGGCAGCCCCCAGAAGGGUAGCCCCAAGAAGGUUCUUAAAACACGCUCACAAUCUGUUGGUCCUGGCGUCGCUGAGAAUGAGUCACCCAAGCGUCAGAUACGCUCGGCGAGUCAAGCGCCCACAAGCCGUAAAAAGGCACCGACGGCGCCCUCUGCGACAUCGGCUGGAACUGAACGUAAGCCACGCCCAUCCACCCUAUCCACAACAUUCCAAUCCCGCAUUAAAAGUAGUUCCCUACCACCGCCUAACGGUAAAGUAGCCGCAGCGCCAACAGCAGCAGCAACAGCAACCGCAACAGCAACAGUCGCCCGUGCAGCAGCCAAAUCCAAUGCUAAUCAUGCUAAUCAAUCACAAGUAUCACAAUGCAAAAGCUACAACAACAAAAACAUCAACAAUAACAGCAACAAAAUUAAUAAAUCAUCAUCAUCAUCAGCGCAACCGCAACAACAGCAGCAGCAACAACAAAAACAGCAACAGCAGCAGCAGCAGCAAUCGAAGCAACAGCAUAUGCGUAAGAAAGAUAAAGAUAGAUCGAAUAUUAGUUGCAUUGGUAUUGGUAGUCAUGUUGGUGCUGGUAGCGGUAGUGGUAGUAGUGCAAAUAGUGCGAAGCAUCAACAAAACAAACAAAAACAACAACAGCUACAACAUCAAAAUCAGGAGCAUGUGCAGCAGCAGCAGCAGUCCCUACAACAAAUACAAGCUCUACAACUACAACAACAACAACCAUCAAAAUCAGACACGGCUACAACAUCAGCAUCGACAUCAGUUCCAUCAACAACAUCAUCCACGGCCCCGACCCGACCUGUCACCAUCAACAUCAAACGCCUUACGGUACCAGGUCAGGAUAGAAAAUUGGCUGAAAACGAGUCGGAAGAUGGCCGUGAGACUGCAAUUUCAAUUUCCAGCUGCAGUCCACAACCAGUGCCCGAGGUGCCCGAUGAGCCAUUGGUGAAAUCGCCACCGGAGCCCACAAGGGUUAAGUCGCCUGAGCAGAUUAUCAUGCGCUCUCCCGAUCCAGUCAACUGGACGGUGCCCUUGGACACUGGCAAGACAUUUACGGUCACACAGAAUGUCAAAGAGGGCGAAAACUACAGCCGACCUCAAAGCGAGAUAAAAGCGUCGACACCGGUGGAAAAACCACCACCGCCACCACAAUCGGCACCGCCACAACUAACCGAACAGGCUAAAAUGGACGCCUGGAAGUCCAGCAGCCCAACCACAAGUGCCGCUGCCUAUGGUAAAACAUUGACGCCAACACAACAACCAGGCGGCGCUGUGCGCUGCGAUGCCAACAAGCCGGAGCUGGCCAUGUCAUCAUCAUCAUCGACAGCGACUGCAUCCACGGCUCGAUCGACAGCCGCCGAUGUGCUGGAGAAGGCUCGUGACCGAUUCGAUCGCUUUUGGGGCGGCACCAGCAAUGCCACCAAAGAAGAGAGUGUCUAAACUUCUUAAUCAUGUUUCAAGUGCAAAAUGUAUUUGAAAAACAAAAAAAAAUAUUAAAAAAAAAAAAAACAAAACUAACAUACAAUUAUAAAUUCAAUUAACCAAUGAGCAAUACUCGUAAAUGGUGACACGUAAUGCCGUCUAAAGCAUUAUGGUACAUCCACAUACUCUAUACCCUCGUACACCACAAACCCCCUAACUAUGCUCCUCUUUGCCUAUGCUUAAAACUAAAGAAGGGCCAGUCUUAGGGCCUGAAAAGCCCAACAAAUCUAUUUGAAAGAUUACAAAUUAUUUUAUUUUCCAAAUUACCUUGGCUCAACAUACUAACUCCAUAUUAGUUGUUAUUAAACGAGUCGAAUUAUUAAUGCCAAACACUUCAAAGUUUUAUUUCUAGAACUACACGUGCAUCUAAAGUAACCUAUAACCAAGAAACCAUUACUAUUUUCGGUUGGCCGAAAAUUAAAUACCCUUUCUGAGAGUUUCAAAAGUAUGCGUUUAAGCUUUCUUGACAAAAUUAUAAUACCUUCUGCAAGGGUAUGGGAAAAACUAUGUAAAACACUUACUUUCACUGCCUAGUCCCAAGAAAUAACAAGAACUUUUACGAAAAUUACAUAAGAUGCUCCAAUAACCACAAACUUUUCAAUAUUUCCCAAUCAUUAAAAAUCAAUGCGACAUACAAAAUAAAAUGAAAAGAAUAUAACAAACGAAAGGACAACAUCACCGCAGAGACCCGUCCAAAAAAAAGAGAAUAACAUAAAAGUGUUUUAGGAAAAAACCUCAAAUUUUUGUAAUUUUCAUGAAAAGAAAAAUAAAGAGUAAACACAGGAAAUCCAAUGGCAAUACGCUAAGUAUAUUGGGUAAUGCAUAAGGUGAUUUAAACCUAAUACGCUGAUCCGGC